AUGGCCACUUCAAAGCAGACGAAGGGCACCAAGGUCGGCAAGUUCUCGCGCGAAGAAGAGAUGCUGCUCUUCUCAUUCCCGAACAGCGAUACUUCGAUGAAGGACACCGUCGGCUUCGCGGUGAACUCGGCGUUGGCGGCGCUCACCCAGCUUUAUUUCUUCUAUGCCAUCAAGCGCGUAAACCUUCAAGAAGGAUGGGCCCUGUGCACCAUCACCGUCCUGGUAGCCAUCGUCCUGCUCACGUGGGCCGCCAUGAAUCUCAAGCGCCUCCUAAAGACAAGGAUUCUUCAGAAGCGCAAGCCGAAUUCCGGCCGUGACGGCAAUAAGAAGACGAGCGUGGACAAAAAGAUGACCCAGAAGGAAAAGGACGAACGGGCCCUGUACCGCCGUGGUGAAGGGGCUGAGGGCGAAUCUACUUGGCUGGCCAUCGCCUUCACGAAUACAUUCUUCAUCUCCGCGUCCCUGAUCAUCUCGUACGCCUUCCUGAGGUCCUCCCACCCACUUCUCCAGUGCAUCGUCACGAUGUGCUCUGCUGCCGGAUUUGUCGCCUUCUGCUCCACCAGCAAGAAA
Mesorhabditis spiculigera is the source of this 570-nucleotide messenger RNA. Lineage: Eukaryota; Metazoa; Nematoda; Chromadorea; Rhabditida; Rhabditidae. The record is from the annotation of a GenBank genome assembly.